Molecule: messenger RNA, 1479 nt
Organism: Chara braunii
Lineage: Eukaryota; Viridiplantae; Streptophyta; Charophyceae; Charales; Characeae
Source: the annotation of a GenBank genome assembly
GCAGUAUAUCAAAGGUAAGCCAGCCUUGACGUUCAUCUCAACGUCGAGUUUGUUCAUCCGGCUGGCAGGAAACCGGCACCGGCGAUCGGCUGAGCCUCUCUCUCUCUCUCUCUUCCUCUCCCUUUUCCUUCAGAGAGAACGUAGUUCGCACUUCGACUCCACCAGCCGUCGACCACUAUGGCCGCCAUCGCCGCCGUUGCUGCCGUUGCGCCGAGCACAUUCGCCGGCCAGACUGCUCUCAAGGAGCAGAGCGAGCUGAGCCGCCAUGUCGGCCAGUCGGAGUCUCGCGUUGUCAUGAGGAGAACCGUCAAGUCCAGCGACAGCCUGUGGUAUGGUCCCGACCGCCCCAAGUACCUGGGCCCGUUGUCCGGUGAGACUCCAUCGUACUUGACUGGCGAGUUCCCCGGCGACUACGGCUGGGACACCGCUGGACUGUCCGCGGACCCCGAGACGUUCGCUCGCAACAGGGAGCUGGAGGUGAUCCACGCCCGCUGGGCCAUGCUCGGCGCGCUCGGCUGCCUCACUCCCGAGCUGUUGGCCARCARCGGCGUCAAGUUCGGCGAGGCUGUGUGGUUCAAGGCCGGCGCUCAGAUCUUCKCCGAGGGUGGGCUGGACUACUUGGGCAACCCCAACCUCGUCCACGCUCAGAGCAUCUUGGCCAUCUGGGCCUGCCAGGUGGUGCUCAUGGGCGCCGUGGAGGGCUACAGAGUGAACGGCGGGCCACUCGGAGAGGUGGUGGACCCCCUCUACCCGGGCGGCAGCUUCGACCCCUUGGGCUUGGCCGACGACCCCGAUACCCUCGCUGAGCUCAAGGUUAAGGAGCUCAAGAAUGGCCGCUUGGCCAUGUUCUCCAUGUUCGGCUUCUUCGUCCAGGCCAUCGUCACCGGCAAAGGCCCGUUGGAGAACCUGAACGACCAUCUGGCCGACCCGGUCGCCAACAACGCCUGGGCCUACGCCCAGAACUUCGUCCCUGGAUCUUAGAUCUAUACAGUCUGUACAGGCUAGUCUACCACUAACAUCAUACUAACAUCGCUGGAUAGCUUUUAAAUUAGUGUUAGCAACUCUUCCUCCCGUUCAGCAAUCAGCCUCAGCAUUGGAGUCAUCAAUUGUUGGAGCUGCUUUCUCAAUACUUAGAGUCAGUGACAAUACCGUGUGUAUAUAACACCUCACCACACCAUCGGUCCGUAAAUAACUGUAUUUCAGUGUAUUAUGUCAACUUUGUGAUUAUCUCCUUGGUCUGCAUGUUCAGACUUUUAUUUUACUAUGAUUAUAGCACGUUGUCGAGAAUUCAGAACUUUUGAAUCUGGGAACGAUUGAGUAAUUUGAGUUGGAUACUCUGUUCCUAAAUUCCGUCUAUGCUCUCAUGAGUCUCAUCUUUUCUGCUCUCUUGGAUGUGCACUGAUAUCUGCUGGACAAAUAUGCAAUUGUGCAAUCGUGCAAUGACGGUGUGCAACGAAAUGAGGUGAUGCAUGUUGGAGC